Messenger RNA from Dicrocoelium dendriticum, 960 nucleotides. The record is from the annotation of a GenBank genome assembly. Lineage: Eukaryota; Metazoa; Platyhelminthes; Trematoda; Plagiorchiida; Dicrocoeliidae.
AUGAGUGUCAUGUCGUCAUCUGCACCUACGUCUCCCACAAGUAGCGAUGGAGAUGACCUCCUACCAACCUUGCCGGCUGUCAGCUCCCAGCACAGAGAUCGGCGUAGACGACGACCGAUCCCACAGUUCAGCUACUCCAAGACCAGAGCACGUCCUGGUUUGAUCGCCCAGUGUGGCCCGUUCUUCGGGUUUAACACACGAAAGACAAUACACCGUUCAUCUUAUCAUUCCGAUGUGAGUCAGUCCGCCCCAAGCAGCCCUACAGCCGACACAUAUGAGACAUUGCCACUCGUUGAGCACGCAGUUCAGUUGGACGGGAUAUGCUCAGGCGAAACACCGGAGGUGCAUGUUCUACGAAACUCUACGGCAAAGCGCGACUUACCGACUGAUUUGCGGAAACUGUGUUCCACCAUGAACAUCCCCAACAACUUCCCGGCUGCGACCAAACCUAGCUUGCUACAGGUGCUUCAGCGCCUUGGAAUACAAUCUGUCUGGCCACGUCUGGUGGAACACGGAAUCAUCGAUGUGCGUCGUCUCGGUCAGAUCACAAGGACCGAGCUCAUUCAAAUGGGAAUCACCGACGCUGAGGUCAGAUCAGCUCUUCUUACAGCUGGUCAACUAUUAGCAGUGCAAGACAUAGACGUCCCUGUUUCUUCUUCGGCAACCGCUCAGUGCACUUGGACAAGGACUAUUCCACCGGAAGGAGCCACUGAUCGCCUGAUGGACUAUGUGCACAUGGCUGACGAACAAGCCAUGCAUGAUUCAGGAUGCUGCAGUAUCAACGAGGUCAGCGGCUCAUGGUGCAACAAACCGCCGGAAUGCACUGUAAACAGUUCUGCUGUUCAGCUUCGGUCACCGAUCUAUUCCACACAGACAUGGUCGAAUAGAGGACCUCCACAAUCUCAAAUUGAGGCCAGACUACUCUGUAUAUGGGUCUAUCAAAAUGAAUCGAUGCUUUGA